CGGCUUGCAGCAGCACAAGGGCCGCAUCUCCUCCUCUCUACUUUGACAGCUGGCGGCAAAUGAUGGGAAGGUGGAAGGAAAGAAGAAAGGGCAGAUCAUCCACAACCUCUUUUCUCCUCUUUCUAUGCCUCAUCAUUUCACUUGUCAGCAGAGAUGUUGUUUGUGAAAUUAUGAGGACGUCCAACGUUAUCACUCAGCGGAGGCCAAAUGCAAGGCGGCCUCUGGACGCUUUCCUUCGGGGUGGUGGUCUGCGUGUGGGGGAGAACGCAUGGGCGGGCGGCCUCACUCAGCAAACAGAUGUGAAUAAGAACUCCUUUAACCUCCAUAGGUCGUUUCCCAUUGUCCUACCGGACCCGGGUCAUACUAAGCUGGCAUUGUCAGAGGAGGGGCUGGAUGUCAUAUCCCAGAUAGACUUGCCUGUUGCGGUCGUUGCAGUGAUUGGACCUUACAGGUCAGGGAAGAGUUUUUUGUUAAAUCAGUUGCUGAGCCUCUCGUGUGAUGAAGGGUUUGGAGUGGGGCACAAGCGAGACACGCAAACAAAGGGGAUUUGGGUUUGGGGUCAACCUAUCAUUGUUGACAUUGCGUCCCAGAAGACGGCUGUCUUGUUUCUGGACACAGAGGGUUUUGAAAGUGUUGGGAAGGCCAACGCCUACGAUGACAGGAUAUUUGCGCUCGCAGCGAUACUUAGCUCGGUGCUGAUAUAUAAUCUUCCAGAAACAGUGCGGGAAGCCGACAUACAGAAACUAUCAUUUGCAGUGGAGCUGGCCGAGGAGUUCUACGGCAGGGUAAAGGGGAGACAAAGCCGUUUCCAGCUUGGAAAAUUGCUUUGGCUCAUCCAGAGGGACUUCCUCGAGGGGAAGACGGUUCAGGAAAUGGUGGACCAGGCUCUGCUCCCUGUGCCCAACCUGUCGAACGACAGGGAGAUUGAACGUGUGAAUCAGAUUCGGCAGUCGCUUUCGCUUCUGGCAAAGAACAACACGGCGUUUGGCCUGCGGCAACCGCAUCUGAAGCGCACAAAACUUUGCGAAAUGACGGACUCAGACCUGGAUCCCCAGUAUGUGCAGCAGCGGGACGAGUUGAAGAAGCUUGUUCAGUCCAUCAUUUCGCCAAAGAUCGUCUCCGGGAACCAACUGAACGGAAAGGAGUUUGUGGCAUUGCUGAAACAGACGAUAGAAGCUCUCAACACUGGCGACAUCCCAACCGUUGGAUCCAUAAUGGAUGUCUUCAACAGAGAGAUUGUUGAUCGAUGCGCUGACAUGUACUCGAAGUGGAUGGAAGGCGUACGGUUGCCAGUUCUGGACAGCAGACUUGAGGAGGAGCACAACCGAGCUUUAGAAGUAGUGCGAAGGAAAUUUGAAGCGGAGAGGUUUGGGAGAAAAAGUGGGGAGCGUGCACAAUCAACCCUGGAUAGCACGAUCUCAACAAUCUAUUCGCAUAUCAGAGAGACAAAUUUGCAUAAGUCGUCUCGACAGUGUGAGCAGCUGUACAUGACGUGUGAGGAUGCGAUCGACUCCCUGCAGAACAUGCGACUACCAUCGACGGGAAAGUUCGAUGACGAGUUUGGCAAGUGCAACAGGACGUACCAAGAGCUAUGUUUUGGACCAUCAAUGAAGUUCUAUCAAGAUCGGCUGUUCAAGAUGUGGAGCAAAGAAAGGUCACAAUUCUUGAAAUCUUACAAUGAACGCCUUUUCAAUUGGAUCAUUGUGCUGUCUCUGGUGAUGGUUGUCACCUCUCGUUUUGUCCUUCGGUCUACCGUGUUGGAGAUGGUGUUCUGGUCGCUCUUUGUGUUUCUGGAAGCUUACACACGGAUCUUUAUGUCCGUUCAAGAGUUGUAUUAUAAUGCGGCGUGGCGAGCAUUUGUCACAGUCUGGGAGUUGAUUGUAUAUAAUGCAGCCCUUGAUUUGAACAGAUGGUUUGUGCCAUUGGUUUGGUUCGUCGUUGUACUCCUGGCAGCAUGCAAGUUUGUCAGGACGCGUCGACGACGGAUAGGGAUGGCUCUCCCAGCAGCGUCGUCUAUCCUGCGGGCCAAGCAGAGUUUUAGAUCUCCAAGACUUGAAGUGAGCAAGAGAAAAUAGUGAGGGAGAUAACUGAACUUGACGAAACUACCGUGGGUCAGGUUGAUUGACGGAACCUGAGACAUGUGGUUGUGGCCACAUCGCCUGGCCAUUACUUACGCUGGGAGGGGGUUGGGGAAGAAGCGUCCGGGAGACAUGUCUGUGCGGAACCGGAUACCUAGAAGUUUGGUUUGAGUUGAAUCGUCAACAGACUGGAAACCUGCAGUUGUUUGUUCGCGUGCAUGUGCCUGUGUGUGUUGCAUUUCUUUUUUUCCUUUCGUUGGCACUCUUUUCCAGUAAGCAUACCAGCGAGUUCUCAGCAUGCGAGAAAAGAUUUUGAAGCAGUAGGAGGAAUAACGGGGAAGGAGAGAGGUGGGGUCAGUUUGGCAUUGACUAAGGCGGAUGUCCAGAUCCUUAGUGUUCCUCUGCCGAGUAAAGACUUCGACACAUGUCUUUGAGUUACUGCAUGAAGCAGAGAGGCAAUUUGCUAAUGUGCGCGCACAUGCUGAAGAAUGAUUGACGGAUGGAAGGGCAGGAUGAACAAGGACUCAGGGGAAGGUCUGCAAAGUUUUGAAGAGCAGAUGUUUGGGUCUCUCUGAUGUUAGCAGAGCUAUUGAGCAUCACUUAACUGAGAUGUCCUGCAAGUUCAAGACAUGUCUUCCGGGCCAUUGCCAGCUCCGGCACCUACGGUCAAAAUGGCGAUUACCAAUGUGGAGUCCUGUGGAUGGUUGUGGUGUGGUUGGUAGUGAGAACUUGCAGAGCGGUGGUGGUUGUGGUUGUGGUGGAGGUGGAGGUGGUGGUGAUGAUGAUGAUGAUGAUGAUGGCUCGUUGAUAUUGAUGAUGACAGUUAUCCUACGUCAAGGAAUUCGUUAAAGCUUAAAAGAGUUGUUCAGCAGUUGUAGUUUUCUGUUUAGAUGUGUUCCCUUGUUAUUGCUGUCAUUUUGGAAGAUGGAGGGUUGGGGGAGGGGGAAGGAGAACCAUUGCCAUGCAUUAUUGGUGUUUUGGCACUGAUGGUGCAUCGAUUGAUUCAUGUUGAAACUGACACGACUGUGGACCUGCGCAGAAGUUGUCAUUAGUGAUUCUUACUUUACUAUUAUAUGACCGCACUCACCCCUUUUUUCCGAUAGGAGCCCUCUGUGGCGGAGGCGGCAAAUAAACAGCAUGUUAACAGUCUUGUCUGUGUUUGUGAGGAGCAUAGCACUCUACAUGCUGAAUUUAUCAGGCACUCAAGCCCUUUGUAGCGAACCGAUGAUGAUGAUGAGACUUUGUGUUAUGGGUUGUGUGUGUAUGGGAUGAGGUUUUGGGGGAGAUAGGAAAAAGGGGGGUUAUUUGAUGCUCAUGCAGGGGGUGAACGAACCACCAUUCCUCCCGUUCCUAUUGGUGACCGCUGUUUUUGAAGUGCACGCUCUGAAGGGCGUCUAAGGGUUUGGCUGGCUGGCUGGCUAUCCUGAGAUGGAUAUUCUCCCACCUCUCCAUGCUCAUGCACCAGUUGAUCAUGUGGUGCAUGACAUCGAAACAAGAGAGGAGCUGGCUAUUCCACAUAUGAGAUGUCCUGCUAGAAAGUAGGAAUCUCCUGGAAGAUAGAACGAGCUGAUUCUGCACGGUCUGAGCUUUCAGAUUGAGAGAGGGUAUGUUGACAUCCCAGCUCUCAUGAAGCGUGAAUUGAUACAAAAGGUUGUAUGCAAAAAGCCUGAAAAUAUGAACAUCUUAUGUAUCUGAUUGACUAGUGCUGCAGUCAGGACUUGACAUAGCUGCGGCUGAAAAAUGCGUCGACCCUGAUAAAGGUGUCCGGAUGUC
Molecule: messenger RNA, 3851 nt
Organism: Chara braunii
Lineage: Eukaryota; Viridiplantae; Streptophyta; Charophyceae; Charales; Characeae
Source: the annotation of a GenBank genome assembly